AGUCGCCUUAAGCUCUUAAACUACAAAUUUCAAUAUAUUCGGUUUUAGACAACGUAUCCAAUCAAAUUCUUUGUAAAUAAAAUUAAACUAUAAAAUUAUAAUUAUGUCUGGAGGUGGAAGUGCUAUAAAUAUUUUCAGAUUCUUUGGCAAGAAUCUGAUUUCUUGCGGAGAUUUUGUAGAAAAACAAAGAAAAGAUAUAUUUGGCGAGGGAUUAUUAUUGAAAACCAUGAAUAUUUGGUGGACUCAGUGGCCGGAAGUAAUAAAGCCGCCAUCUUCAACCGGAAAACGAGUUUGGUAUUUAAUGCGGAAGCCGUUAAUAGAUUGGCUGGCUCUGCCGAAAAUUUGGUUGUGGAAUUCCAGGAGCUCUUUGAAAUUUUAAAAGUUAUCCUCGCCGCUCCUCCACUUCAUAGGCCAUCUCAAUCAUUAUUAAGUUUUAUGUUAAAAUUAGGUUUUUAAAAGAAAAUUAUCUUUGGAAGUGGCGCCAUCUGGAGUCUAACCAUGCAAGCUUUCACGAAAAAUUAUAACAAUUAAUUAUUGAGAAAUUCGCUGCCCGGAGAAGAACGCAACGAAUCGAGUGCAUGCUGUUCCCAUGCUGAUCCACACCGGCAACAGUUGAGGACCGUCCGACAGAUGCCCAGCGGUGGACACCGCGCAUCCCGUGCAUCCGGAUAUCGUCAGUGGAAUCCAAUCCUCCUCCGCCUUCGCCGUCGUCGUCGCCAGCGUCUCCGUCUCCUUCACCUCCACCUCCAAUUCCCGCUCCUCGAUAGCCCCGCUAUUCCACCGUUCCGCCCCCACGUCUUGGCCGCCCUCCUCCGUCCUCUGCGCAGCGAAUAUAUCAAUCUUUUUUUUCCAUCGCCAUUCGCCCGCCGCUGCCACCAGCAUAUCACCGCCGUCGCUGCUGGUCGAUACAGAACCACGCCAUCAUCCACCUACCACCUACCAACAGUUCCUUGUCUCCUUGGCCGCUCAACUUGUCCACAAGCCGUUCUUAGGAAAGGAGGAACGCAGAAGGGUCGCCGGAUUGGGAGAGCGGAGGCAGCUGCCGCCAGGAGAUGGCCACCGCAUCGCUGGACGCUCUGCAGGCAACCUACGUUGACUUUAACGAGAUAAGAUUCGAAGAGAAAGUCGGUCAUGGGUCCUACGGAGUCGUCUGCAAGGCUAUCUGGCGAGACAAGCUGGUGGCAGUCAAGGAGUUCUUCGCCAGCGCCGAGCAAAAGGACAUCGAAAAGGAGGUGAAGCAGCUGUCGCGGGUCAAGCACGUCAACAUCAUUGCCCUGCACGGCAUCUCCUCUUACCAGCAGUCCACCUAUUUGAUAAUGGAGUAUGCCGAGGGCGGAUCACUGCACAAUUUCCUGCACGGGAAGGUGAAGCCGGCCUACUCGCUGGCGCAUGCCAUGAGCUGGGCGCGUCAGUGUGCCGAGGGACUGGCCUAUUUGCAUGCCAUGACACCAAAGCCGCUGAUCCAUCGUGAUGUUAAGCCACUGAAUCUUCUGCUCACCAACAAGGGACGAAACCUGAAGAUCUGUGACUUUGGCACCGUCGCCGACAAGUCCACCAUGAUGACGAACAAUCGUGGAAGUGCUGCCUGGAUGGCACCAGAGGUCUUUGAAGGAUCGAAGUACACUGAGAAGUGCGACAUUUUCAGCUGGGCGAUCGUACUGUGGGAGGUUCUGUCCCGAAAGCAGCCCUUCAAGGGCAUCGACAACGCCUACACCAUUCAGUGGAAAAUCUACAAGGGUGAACGGCCGCCCUUGCUGACCACCUGCCCCAAACGCAUCGAGAACCUGAUGACAGCCUGUUGGAAGACAGCGCCCGAGGACCGGCCUUCGAUGCAGUACAUCGUGGGCGUCAUGCACGAGAUCGUCAAGGACUAUACGGGGGCGGAGAAGCCCUUGGAGUACACGUUUGUUAAUCAACAGAUUGUCACCAAAGAUAGCGACGGCACGGUGGCCGCCCAGCCGGACAGCCUCAGUUCGCUGGAGGAGGACGACGAACUGAGUCUGUCCACCACCCAGUUAACACCCACAUCGGCGACGAACGCCAAUGUGAACGCGAAAGCAAUAGCAGGCAUCGGAACUGCAACAACGACGACAACUAGCUCAAUGACCGAAAAUACCUCAUCAACAACAUCAUCGGACGUCACGCCGACCAAUUCGGGCCACCUUGACAAUAAUCCACCGGUAUUCUAUAUGAGCAGCAAUCGCUGGGACGCCAUUCCCGAGGAGGAGAGCAACGAGAGUCGGAACGAUAGCUUCAAUCUCACCUCCUCGGCCGAGGCCACCCAGCGGCUGGAGACGAUCCGGAACGGUAUGAUCCGUAUGGCACACACACCGCUACCGGAACUCUCACUCGACGUAAUGGAGAAUGGCUUCGAUCUGAGUCGCAGCGAAAGCAGCAGCAGCAGUACACAUGCUAAGAGCGAUGGACGCGAAAGACUCACGGUGACGGACACCAAGCCGGUCAUCAUGACCACUACGGAUCUAACCAACAACAACAACAACAUCAACAAUAAUGUCAGCCAUCUAAACAACGGCCUACUGAGUCAUGCCGAGGAUGUGCAUCAGGAUCAGCAUCAGGAUGCGAUUAUCAAUUCACUGGACGUAUCUGGGUCCGAUGCGGACGAGGACGAGAACGACGGAACUGCCCAGUCGCUGGCGGAGAUCCUCGACCCGGAACUACAGCCCGAACCACCGAUACCAAAUAAUCCCGAGUCUCAGACCAUAUACCGGGAGCAUCGGCACAUGGCCAAGGAGUACCUGAGCGUCGACACCAAUCUGUACUAUGCGCAGGACUUUAAGGAGAAGCUCAUCGUACAGAUGGAUCGAGCCGAGCGGGAGCAGAAGCAGGAGCUGCUGCGCAAAAUUAAUCAUAAGGAGGACCUGCAAAGUCUCUUCAAUAACCUGCAACAGCAGUGGCAGAAGCUGCCCGCCGCCCAGCAACUCCAGCACGGCCAUCAUCCGCAUCCGCACCCCCACCAACCGGGACAUCCACUUCCGGCCCCUAACCCACAUGCUCCCCAUCAGCUUCAGCAUCCGCAUCCGCAUCCCCACCAGCCACAGCCGACGCACUUGCAUCUACAUCCUCAUCCGCAUUCGCAUCCGCAUCAGCAUCAGCAACCACACCAGCUGGAGGAGAGCGUCGGUGGAGCGGUGUUAGGGGGCACAACCGAUUCGGUGGAGAACGAUGGAUGGGUGGUGAUCCAGCCCCACUCCAAUGCGUAGUGGUUGGCGUUAUCUUGGCUGGAUUUUAGGCUGUAGGAUCUUGAAAACUUUAAUCUGUAGUCCGUAUAUCCUAAAAUGUAAUCCUCUGUAAUCCGUAAUGUGUUAUCCAUAAAUUUAUAAUUCUAUCUUUAGACAUAUAUUAUAAACAGCACUCUCUACGUUUUUUUUUUCUUUAAUUUUAAAUUUUUCUUCAGCGAUUAUUCGUUUUAAGCAAAAAAAAAAAAAGCAAACAAAAAACAUUAAAUUUUUCGCUCUUUUUGUGUAUUUAAGUUUAAAAGUUUUCGUCCGAGUGUUUCUUCUGUUUUAUCACAAAUAAGUUAACUUUAAAGAUAACUACAAUUUAGGCUUUAGAAACUGUACUAUAUGUAUUAAUUAAAAAUCGCAUAUAAUCUAUAUAUUAUCUGUCCGAGGAAGCUGACAAGGAGUAGACCAAAAAAAUAUAAAAACCAUCGAAAGCAA
Drosophila bipectinata is the source of this 3680-nucleotide messenger RNA. The record is from RefSeq and is a predicted model, not a curated record. Lineage: Eukaryota; Metazoa; Arthropoda; Insecta; Diptera; Drosophilidae.